AGGGGACCUACAGUAUGUUCAUCCAAUGUUAAACAUUCUGCCAGAUCUUACAUGUAGAUCACCCCGGGAAAGCUUACAGAUUUACAUGGGCAUACAGUUUCACGAUUACAAGGAUUCUGAUCAACUGUUUGAUGAAAAGCAGUUUAGAAGUCCGGUCUUCCAGAGGACAUUCCAGUAUUUGUUGCGACUUGAUGAAGGCAGACAACUUGAUGAUGUUCAUCCACACGAUGCAGAAGGAACUCCUGAGACUUGCCUGCAAACACUCUUAAGGCAUUGUGGAUUAGAAGAUCCAUCCUGGUCCGAGCUUCACCAUUUUGUUUGGUUUCUCAACACCCAGCUGGUAGAUUUUGAGAACAACAUGUUUGUUAGUGCUGCAGCUGCAGAAGAUCUUCCAGGCUUCUCCACAUUUGUUCUGAGAUUCCUGAUUCAAAUGUCAAGGGAUUUUUCAACACGAUCUUUGGACAUGAAAGAAGAAUCCCCAGGUCUGAAACCAGAAGGUAGGGAAAGGGUUGCACAAAUGGAAGUUGAUGAUGAUGAUGAGGAUGAUGAUGAUGAUGAAAAUGAAGAUGAGCUACAGCCAUAUCAAAUGAGAAGGACUUGGGAAAGCAGUCCUCAUCCUUACCUGUUCUUCAACUCAGACAGAUUCAGUUUUACUUUCCUGGGAUUUUUCAUUGAUCGAGACUCCGGAAACUUGAUUGAUCAGCAGACAGAGACUGUUUUAGAGCGUGGCAUAAUGACUCAGAAUUUAUACGACUCCCUUGUCAGAAAUCAUGCUCCUAUACAAGAAAACUUUGAUGCUCUUCCAAGACAUGAGAAAAUCCUGAAGUUGUGCAAGUGUAUGGGUCUUGAAAUGCCACAUGAUCCAGAUGACACUUAUGAGCUGACAACUGACAAUGUGAAGAAAAUCAUGGCAAUUUACAUGAGGUUUCGUUGUGACAUACCAGUGAUAAUCAUGGGAGAGACAGGAUGUGGUAAAACACGAUUGGUCAAGUUUAUGUGUGCACUACAACAACCGCCAGGAGUUGAGAUGACGAAUAUGAUACUUAUGAAAGUUCAUGGUGGAACAACAAAUAAAGACAUUAUAAGGAAAGUAAAAGAAGCAGAACAAGUUGCACAAAAGAACAAAGAUGAGUACGGAGACCAUAUGUAUACAGUACUGUUCUUUGACGAGGCUAACACCACUGAAGCUAUUGGACUUAUUAAGGAAAUUAUGUGUGACAAAAGUAUGGAAGGAAAGAAACUGAAACUGUGUGAAAACCUGAAGAUGGUUGCUGCUUGUAAUCCAUACAGAAAACAUACAGAUGAGCUUAUCAAGAAAUUAGAGCAGGCAGGACUUGGGUAUCACGUAGAUGCUGAUGAGACAACAGACAGACUGGGUCGUGUACCGAUGAGACGUCUAGUGUACAGGGUGCAACCCCUACCACAGAGUUUAUUACCACUAGUAUGGGACUUUGGCCAGCUGAACACACAAGUGGAAGAUCUGUAUAUUAGACAGAUGGUCAGAAGAUAUAUUCGAGAAGACAAGUUACCAGAUCUACCAGGGUUGAUUGAGGUUGUCAGUGCUAUUCUUACUGCAUCACAGGAUUAUAUGAGGGAACAAAGGGACGAAUGCAGCUUUGUCUCGCUACGUGAUGUUGAUCGAGUAUUGACAGUGAUGAGCUGGUUUUAUCAACAGAGUCAAGGUGACAACAACACAUUGUUCAAUCUGAUGAAUAACAAACUGCAUGGUAGAAUUGAUUACUCUUCAUCUGAGGAGGAGGAGGAUGAGGACGAGAUAACAGUUAGACAGACUGAUAGUUUAGAGGAUGUUACACGCUCUCUUGUCCUGGCUGUGGGUGUAUGUUACCAUGCCUGUCUCAAAACAAGGCCGGAGUACCGUGCACAUGUUGCCCAGUAUUUCAGAGCACCAUGUGAGCUACCUGGUGGAGAAGAACAGAUAAAAGACGAAAUUGAAAGUUGCCAAGAAGUUUUUCUAGACAAUGUAGAACUGGGAAAGAACAUUGCACGCAACAUGGCACUGAGAGAAAACGUAUUCAUGAUGGUUGUGUGUAUAGAACUUCGCAUCCCGCUAUUCCUUGUCGGCAAACCUGGAAGCUCAAAGUCACUGGCCAAAACCAUUGUGUCUGAUGCUAUGCAAGGAAAUGCAGCAAGAGAGGCACUAUUCAGAGAACUGAAACAAGCCCAGAUGGUAUCCUUCCAGUGUAGUCCCUUGUCUACCCCAGAUGGUAUUGUUGGCACAUUCAGACAGUGUGCUCAGUUCCAGAAAGACAAAGAUUUGGACACAUUUGUCUCUAUUGUUGUCCUUGAUGAAGUUGGACUAGCAGAAGACAGUCCUAGAAUGCCACUCAAGACACUUCAUCCGUUGUUAGAAGAUGGUUGUCAGGGUGAUGAAAAACCUGAGAAACACAAAAAGGUUGCAUUUAUUGGUAUAUCCAACUGGGCACUGGAUCCAGCAAAGAUGAAUAGAGGAAUUCUUGUACAGAGAGAAGUCCCUGAUCUAGAGGAACUGAAAAACAGUGCAAAUGGAAUAUGCCAAACAGAGGAUGUUCUUGGUAAUUGGAUUGAACCCCUAAUUGAGCCAAUGGCAGCCUCCUACCUUGAAAUAUUUGAAAAAGCCUCACAGAAUAUGAGAGAGUUUUAUGGACUUAGAGACUUCUACAGCUUGGUCAAGAUGGUGUACAGUUUUGUUGAGAAAUCCAAACAGAAACCAACCUGGCAUGAAAUGUUACACGCCAUCAAGAGAAACUUUGGUGGACUGGAUAAAGUGGAUCCUGUUGAGAGCUUCAGGAGGCAUCUAGCUAAAAUUAUUCAUUUUGAACAGAGGCCAAAACAAACAGAUCCAGACUGUAGCCCAGCUGGUCUAGUGCAGGCUUGCUUGUUUGAUACAAAUCAGACACAAAGUGAGAGUAGAUACCUUCUAUUGUUGACUGAGAACUAUGGAGCUUUGACCAUCAUACAACAACAGAUACUGUCCAGAAGCAGUGAUAUCAGACCUAUUACCAUAUUUGGUAGCAGCUUUAGAAGUGACCAGGAAUAUACACAGGUUUGUAGAAACAUCAACAAGAUAAAAGUCUGUAUGGAAACUGGAAACACAGUAGUUUUACUGAACUUGGAAAACUUGUAUGAGAGUUUAUAUGAUGCCCUCAAUCAAUACUAUGUUUAUUUUGGAGGCGAACGAUACGUUGAUCUUGGUUUGGGGACGCACAGAGUCAAGUGUCCAGUACAUAAGAAUUUCAGACUGAUAGUGGUAGCAGAAAAGCAGACGGUGUACAAAAAGUUUCCUAUACCCCUGAUCAAUCGUCUUGAGAAACAUUUUCUCACAAUCAACACAAUGCUAUCACUAGAACAACGGCAAGUUGUUGAAACUCUGGAAGAAUGGGCAAACCGAUAUGUGUCACAGAAAAAUGCUGCAGCAUUUAUGCAAAGAAAGGAGAAAUCUGUUGCUAAAGUUGGGGAUGUUUUUAUUGGCUAUCAUGAUGACACAUGUUCUGCUAUUGUGCUAGAUGUUUGGGAGAAACAUAGAUACAUAGAUGAUGAAAGGGACAGGAAUACAGAGGUCCUUCAAGAUGCCAAGUCAGUUUUGCUUUGGUGCGCUACACCAGAGUCACUGGUGAGGCUUGCAAACAGUAGUCUUGCCAAUGAAGAGAAGACAUUACUGAGACGCUGGUACUUUGAGAGACAGGCACAUGACAGUUUUAUACAGUAUGUGAAUGUUAAAAUUGUGCAGGAGCAAUGUGAGCAGCUAUUUGCACAGAUUACUACCCAUUCCAAACUGAUGGCAGGUGUCCACAAGAGAGAAAUCAGCAAGGCCACUGGUAUACAAGUGGAUAAAAUACUGCUGCUUGAAACCUUGUCCUCUUUUGAUACAGAACAACAGUUUAGCAACAGAAUUCAACAGCACAUUCAGAAUACAGACAAAGAUCCAAGCCUAAUGGUAAUACAGUGUGACUCUGGUGAUGUUAAUGCCAAUCUUAUAGCCUGUGCCCGGUACUGUGUCAUGGACGAAUUUGAGAAAAUGAGAGAUGAACUACGAGCACCAGUGCAUGUUGUGUUUGUUGUUCAACUUCCUAGAGGGGCCACAUUUACAGGAUUCCAGUGUGGUGUUUGGCACUCGGCACAUAUAGAUGACUUGUACACAGAGGACAUGAAUAUGCCUACACUACAGGACAUGCAAGACAAGUCAGUGGCCAAAAUAUUUACUGAUGCUGUUACAGAACCUGUUGCUAUGGAAACUGAAGACAACAUUGCUGGAGAGAAUGUUCAUGGAGCAGAGGAUAUGGAAUGGAGUGGACAUGAGCAUGGAAACAUUUCACCACAUCCAGGUACAAGCAAAGAUGAUGGUACCAGAAUGGAAACACAUGAACCAGGGACUGCAUUAGGAACGAGUGGAGAACCUUUACAGUUAAAUGAUGUUCUCUUAGAUUUACAAAGUGUUGGCUCACAACAUGAUCCAGGAAUCAGUCAACAAGGAUAUGGACAACAUAGACUAAAUGUAAAAGGACUAAUAUUAGCUUGUGUACAGGCAGCACUGUCUAUGGUGAAAGAUAAAGAGGAAAAUACAAGUAAAGAAACAGACAGAGUGGCACUUGUUUUGAAACUUCUACACCAAGAACAAGUAGAAGGCCAAGCGUCCUUCCUGCAUGGAGUAUGUUGUCUGAUAGCCAAACUUUUGAAAGAGAAGGAAUCUAAGACUCAUGUUGCACACAUGGCACAUCACUGGCUGAUCAAUGAAGCUGCUUCCAAAGAAAAUAUCAAUAAGGCUGGAACAUUCAGACGUUCGUGUAUACAAACUCUGGAAACCAAAGUUGCACCAAUUUUAGCUGGAAUUAUUGCUUAUUUGGACACAAAUGACAACAUAAAGAUACUUCAAGAAAAUUGCCAUUGGAAACAAGAGUUAUGGUUGACUGUUCUCAAUACCCGUGAUGCAAUCAGCCUACAGUUCACAGAUUUACAAUCACCAACAAGACAAAGUGACCUUCAGGAAGUAGUUGUUAUGACAACAGGAAGUGAAGGCCACAUGUUCAGUGCUAGAAUGCCAUUUUCUUGGCUUUUGGUUAAGCAUAUCAGUGAAAUACUAAAACUUCAUCAUCCGGCAGCUGAGUCACAUGACCAUGAAGAGGGAGAUGAGGUUAUUCCAAAAGCUGAAUCAUCAGUAAAGGUGUUGAGUGAACACGCAGUAGGAAAAGUUCUUAGCUGUGUAACCCAAGAGGAAACUGUGACAGAAGCUGUAAAAGAAUACAUACACGACUUUGUCCACACCGUGUACCAUGCCGCUUCAGAAGCAGAACAUCAGUUGGUAUGCGAGUCUGUAUUCUAUGUGACCAAUCAAAUGGCAAAUGACACAACAGAGAACAUGCUGCUACAUAGCAUAGUGAAUGUUCAUAUGGCCUACCAGAAACUUGCUCCCAGACUUACCUACUUUAGAGCCAUGAACAGUGUAUGGCCAGAAUGUAGUGCUACUAUAAUAGACUUAAAGACAAAGAAUCCCGAUCAUUUCAUGUUCAAGGAGCAGGAAUUUACAUUUUCAGCUCUGUGCCUGCUCCUAGAAAAUUUGUCACCAAAAGGUACUGACCUCAACAAUCCACGAGGUCGCUCACAUUGGUUAAAUAAAGUGCAUCGAUACAGACCUGUCGUAGAAAAAGUGAUCAGUUUGCAUGGUGAAGAUCACACUCUGUACGGAGCUCAUAGUGUCCAGUCUGUACGAAGGGCAAAGGGAUUAUGGAGUAGAGUAAUGGUUGUAAAAUUAUUCUUGGAGCAUGUCUGUGCAACUGAGAGGGAAGAUAAAAUCACAAUUAAACAUUGUAUGCCACUUUGGAUGCUACUUGGAGAAGAGACAGAUUUAAAAGAAAUGAAGUCCCUGGCAGGUGUUGAAAAAUUUCUCAAGAGUUGUAAUAAACAAGCUAUGAAGGAAUAUAUGGGGGAAGAAGUGAAGUGCUGCCUCUGUGAAUCUGUCCUAGAAGGUCCACCAUUUGUACUACCAUGCAAAGAUGUUUUGUGUGACCAGUGUUAUGAUGGUAUGAAGGCUCUUGGGGAAAACAGAUGCGCAAAAUGCCACAAAGAAUUUGCUGGAAACUGGCAGCCACAGCGGCAACUAGCGAAAAAAAAUGCCAUAGAAAAACUGAAAGACUAUCAGAAGAGAUGUAAUACCUUCUUCAUGGAUGUGGUUUCCCAGUUAUGUUUUGCCAGCAACACUGCUCCUUCACAUGAGGUUGUGGAAAAACUGCUUGGCUAUAUAUUUUUUGUCACAAGGGGUAAACACCAGCGCACAAGAGAUUUGUCGAUAUUUGACACUGGAAUUGAUCCAAACCCAGUUUUCAGAUCAUUCCUUCUCCAGCUUCUUAUGAGAACAAGUGAGGACAAUGUUAUAGAAAACCUUGAGCAUUAUUUGACCGAAGCAGCAGGUUUUAUAAGACAGGAUGUGCCUGAUCAGGAACAACACUAUGUGGAACUCUGCUUGCUUGUCAUCCAGUGCUUAGAGGACAUGUUUACACAAGAAGCUAACCGAGUUGAUGUAGAAGAGACACAAUAUGCAUCAGCAGCUUUACGUAGGGCUACACAGACAAUAGCAAUAGAAGAGCUGAAAGUAGAGAAAUUAUAUGGACUGGCUAGUGCAAGAAUGAGCCUUGCAGUUGCAGCCAAAUAUAUUGCUCAUAUUGUAAUGAAUGAUAUAGAGACAAGAGAUGUAGAACGUCGUGUGAGGAAAUUGAUUGAGGAAGCGCAGAAACUGUGUGAAGAUAUAAACGUUAGAUGGACAAGGAUCUACUUGGUGAAACACCUAUGCAGAUGUUUUGGUGUAGAUGUAUAUCAGACUAUCUGUCGUAACCCAGCCCCAUUCCUCAGAUGGAUUAAUAUGAGGGAUACAAACAGGGAUCAGGUAGUUGAAGUUUCCGACAGAUAUAUCGUUUGUGGUGAAAGUUACAAAACUGUAAGAGAAGCUGUAACGAAAGUAGCAUUGGGAGAGAAUGUGGAACAUUUGGAGGACAUUGUACAGGAACUUCAUGCAGCAGGGAGAAGAAUAGAGCCGAUUUUACAGCUUGCUGUACACAGGGAAAUCUCAAGUUCUUACUUGUAUCCACAAGAGCAAAGGAAACUCACACAACAGGUGAUGCAGACUCUUACACAGUUCAUUGGAAACAGUGAUGCGGUCAAAAACAAGCCAUUUAUGCAAGCUUUGGUAAUGAACCAGCUCCUACCAAGACAUCUGGCAGUCAUAGAGGGCUCAAGUCUACGCUUACAGGGAAUUCAGUGCCUUAUUGUUCACUUCUUUUCUGUGAUGUCGCAUUUUAAUGGGACUGGAACUUUACUGCAGCCUUUGACUGCCUUGAUGACAAAUCCACAAGCAUAUGUUAAUUCAUUUUUACCAACAAUGCCCCAAGACGACCUAGAAGAUGUGAAAGAAGCCUUGUUGGCGGCAAGAAACCAAGUGAGGGGAGCAGAUCACAAUCCUGUGUUUUAUAGAUGUCCAAAUGGUCAUCCAUACGUUAUUGGUGAUUGUGGACGCCCAGCAACUGUGGGUAAUUGCAGGGACUGUGGUGCUACAAUUGGGGGAGAGGGUUACAGACUUCGUCCCGGCAACAUCCAAGACCAAGGGAAUGACAACACUAUGACCGGACAUAUCCUUGGUCGUGCAGAAGCUAGAGGUCCGGGUCCUAAACCGGAAAGAACACUCACACCUGCAUACUGUGCUUUAGUUAGAUUAAUUCUACACAUGGCCAUGUAUAUCGGAUCUGGAACAAACCAACAGGGAAUACAGAGAUUAAUAAAACCUGACAUUGACAUGAAUGAUGUAGUCAACUUUUUAUGGUCCCAUAUUAACUUGGAUAUUGAUGAUCUUCAUAGAACGCUCGGUAGAAGCAUCGACGAUGUCUUGCUGCUCAUGCAUACUAUUGUUGAUCAUGUUUUGAAGAUGCACAAUGAUGGUGAUCAAGUUGCUGCUGAAGUGAACCAACUUUCUACCAAAGGAGGAAGACGUCAGUGGGAAAUUCUUUUCUGUGCGAAAUUCUUGCAAGACACAUUGCAGAAUCUUGACAAUAGUUUGAAAAUGCAUAACCAAGAAUUAGCACAGGACCAGAGACUAGGCGCUGACCCUCUACUCUGCUUGUUGUACGAGACUGAUACCAAUGUAGCGAGAGAGAAUCCAGCUGCUUUAGAGGACAUUCCAAGAGUAUGGCGGUACAGGACACCAAUAUCUCUACAACAUCUCAGACAAGAAGCAGAAGCGAAGAUUUCGCAAAAGCAACACAAAGUAUUACAACUUUUCCUGAAAGAGGAUCACCACUUACGAGCGCUUCGGUACAUUCCAAGCAUUUUACGUCUUCAUCGGGCUUUGUUCCAAAAAUAUCAGAGGAAAUUAGACAAGGCGGAAGCAUCUCAGAUCACUGUUGGACUGCUUAAACGAGAAGAAAUAGCAGGCGGAGAAACAAUGCAGUUACUACAAGACUUUGCCGAUGCUUGGGAGUUGGUUCGAGAAUCAUUAACUUUAUACUUAUGUCCCACAGAAUUGGGUGGUAUGAUAGUAUCCAAAGAGUAUUGUAACAGAAGUAUUAAUGACAGAACACCAGUCUCCAUGCUAUUGCCAACAACAAAGGAAGCUGGACUCUGUUCAUAUGUACUGUUAGACUUCCUAAUGAGAAAACAAAAUGACUUCUUAGAUAAAUACUUGAAGGAAGCACACAGGAAAUCGAGUAGUAUAUCAAGCGUAAACCCCAAGGAAGUGACUUCGGCUCACCUGAUCAGCUACGACCCUCAGCACGAUAUUCUUCCUUUAGUCCUAGCAAAUUGCCAGUAUUCUUUCGAGAUGGGCAAAGGGACAAAGAUAGAGUAUGAUUUUGCUGCCUUAGAAAGACAACUGAUGGAUAGAUUCUUGUUCUCCAAAUCCAGGAUUGAUGUUGGCAGAGUGUUAAUGAUUGAUCAGAUGGUGUACAGAACAGAGUUUACUAAUGCUGAAGUGUUUAGGAAACUAGCUGACAAAAUACCACAGGAAACUUUAAGUGCUGCAGUAAAGACCCAGAUUUGCAGCGAGAUCAGAUCGCUUCCUGACCUUUGUACUUCACUGGACAAUCUGGAUAUCACUAUCAGUUUCCUCAAGUCUACAGGAGGCCAGCCAGACAAAACUUUGCACGAGUUUAUGGUCAACACCUUACAGAUGGACACGUCUAUACAAAGUCAAAAAGCUCAACAGGCAUGCGAGUUCCAGCAUGCGCAGUCGCUAUGGUUACUGCUGUCUCUACAGAAAUCAAAAAAGACGAUAGAGCAUAAUCAGCAUACAGAGUCCACGUUUGAGAGCGUUGUACAGGAGUUCCACGAGGAAUUGCCGGAUGAGUUACUGACUGCAUACAGGGCGUACAUGAAGAAGUUGUCAAUAGAAAAACUCACCCAAUUAUUAGAAAUUAUGCAUGAAUAUAUCCUGUUAGUAGUGGCUGUGAGACAGAACCCUGAGAAUGAAGAUUUUAUUGAUACAUCCAAUAACAAACUUGGAGAAUGUUUGUAUGUAUAUAUAGAGAAUAUGGACAAUCCACCACUACAGAUAGCUGUACUGGCAGACUUCCCUAAGGAUAUAUUAUACAAACACAGUGUUCAUGCAUGGGUUAAUACCUAUGGUAUGCUGAGAGAGAAACAGACGGGAUACUAUCGUAGAUUCUGAUUAAGUCUGUAUUGGAGGGAAGAUUAUUUAAGGACAGUAUUGGACCAACCUUUUUGGGUUGUUGUAGUAACAUUAUCAAAGUUUGUAAUGAUAGCCUGUGAUAUGACAUAUUUGACAAUAAUUGUUACAUUUCCAGUGAUAUGGUUGAAACUCAAGGCAGUAAUUCUUAGUAUAUUUGAUUUGCAUGUGAUAAUAUUAUAUGUGUAAGGACCUUGUUUUGUGAAUCACUAUUAUCUACUUAUGAUGUAAUUUAUUGUUUGCAUAAGUUUGUUGCAGUUAUUUUGAACUUGUUACAUUCAUUUAAUUGUUAUUGCUGACAGUUUUCGAUAUGUGUCUUUAUUGUACCCCCCGACAACAAAGUUGUAAGGGGGGGUAUACUGGUUUCAGGUUGUCUGUCUGUCUGUCUGUCUGUCCGUCUGUCUGUCUGGUCGUCUGUCCGUAGACGCAAUCUUGUGCGCACCAUCUCUCCUUAUCCCCUUGACAGAAUUUAAUGAAACUUCACACAAGUGAUCAGUACCAACAGUAGUUGUGCAUGGGGCAUGUUAGGUUCUUUUAGAAAAAAAAUUUGCAGAGUUAUGGGACUUUGUUUUUUUGUUACUAUACUAUAUACGUAGACACAAUCUUGUGCGCACCAUCUCUCCUCAUCCCCUUGACACAAUUUAAUGAAACUUCACACAAGUGAUCAGUACCAACAGUAGUUGUGCAUGGGGCAUGUAAAGUUCUUUUAGAAAAAAAUUUGCAGAGUUAUGGGACUUUGAUUUUUGUUACUAUACUAUAUACAUAGACACAAUCUUGUGCGCACCAUCUCUCCUCAUCCCCUUGACACAAUUUAAUGAAACUUCACACAAGUGAUCAGUACCAACAGUAGUUGUGCAUUGGGCAUGUAAGGUUCUUUUAGAAAAAAAAAUUGCAGAGUUAUGGGACUUUGUUUUUUUGUUACUAUACUAUAUACAUAGACACAAUCUUGUGCGCACCAUAUCUCCUCAUCCCCUUGACACAAUUUAAUGAAACUUCACACAACUGAUCAGUAACAACAGUAGUUGUGCAUGGGGCAUGUUAGGUUCUUUCAGCGACAAAAAUUGCAGAGUUAUGGGACUUUGUUUCUUGUUAACAUACUAUGUACAUACAGUCUGCAUAUGCAAUCUUGUGCGUGCCUAAUCUACCAAACCCUUGCACACAAUUUAAUAAAACUUCACACAAGUGAUCAGUACCAACCCUAGUUGUGCAUGGUGCAUGUUACAUUCUUUUAGAUAAAUAUUCUGCAUAGUUAUGGGACUUUGUUUUUUGUUACUAUACUGUAUACAUACAGUCUAUAUACAUACAGUCCACAUAAUUAUGCAGUCUUGUGUGUGUCAAAUUGCAAUGUACUGUGUCAGUGCAUGCGGGGGGUACAUUCAUCACCUUUAGUGAUAGCUCUAGUUCUUACUGUUGUAUGGUUUAUUGUUUUGUGUAUUGCUGGAUUAUGUUUGUUUCAGUGUUCUUAAUGGCACUGACCUCCAGAUUUUGGCUAAAACAUGAUCUUUCUUUCAAAUUGAAGUUUGGUCGUAUUAUGAACGUGAGAAUAUGUUUUUGUUUCUAAACUAUUUUAAAAAUCAAGAAAAAAAGAUGACCGCUACGGGAAUCGAACCCGGAUUGCCGCAGCAAUAAAAAACCGUUUAGCGCUGUCGUUACCAAUAGCACUAAUGAGGAUUUAGUGAUUAAUGCGCGUUAAAUAAAGAUAUUUAUAACUGAGGCAGUUUACCUCGAGUAAAGCGUUGUAAAGUGUUACAAACGCUUUUCGAUUUUCAUAGUAAAAAGUAGUAAAAACAACAAAUUCUCAAGUGUUUCCAUAACAUAUACUCUGUCAGUAAUUAAGUUUCAAAGCAUUCUUAAGAAAUAUAGCAUUAAUUUCCAGAUAUCUAAAAAUAAUCUUUUUUUAUGUCGAACGAUCUGGAGGCCAGUGCCUUUAACCUUAAAUAUGAUUUUGUGCAUUUAGUUUUUCUAUAAUUCGUAUAUUUAUGUUAAUUUGACAGUGUGCAGGUACAAUAUGUAAAAGGUUAAAAUGAUUUCAUUUCGCUUAAAUAAAAAAACAACUUUUUGUAUGAAC
This is a messenger RNA of Mercenaria mercenaria, 11729 nucleotides long. RefSeq names its product E3 ubiquitin-protein ligase rnf213-alpha-like. The coding region runs from base 26 to 9643 and encodes 3205 amino acids. The transcript is spliced from 62 exons. Gene Ontology annotation, molecular function: ubiquitin-protein transferase activity; ATP hydrolysis activity. Lineage: Eukaryota; Metazoa; Mollusca; Bivalvia; Venerida; Veneridae. The record is from RefSeq and is a predicted model, not a curated record.